CGUUCACAUAGUAACCGGCAAUCAACAUUCAAUCAGUUUGGAAAAUUUUUAGGCCUUAGUUGAUCGUUUUUUAAAAUUUCAAGUUUUUUAUUAAAAAUUUAAUUAAAAAAAAAUUUAUAAUCAUGUUUUCGCGAGCAUCAAAAUCAGUCGUCCGCUCUCUUGGUCAAUGCAGAUUUAGUGUUGAAGGAAAUUUAAAGGCAAUUGGAACAGCUGGAGAGGUGGGCAGCACUUUGCCCCCAUGUUUGAAAAAUGGUAUAAAAUUUGAACCGACGGCUGUCAAAAAUUUUGGGCCAUUAGAACAAAUGACAACGACAGAACACAAUUUUGGAAAGACAAUGCCUGAAUUAACUCAAACUCGACUUCAAUUCAGUUCAAAAAGCGCAAGUUCGGAAUUGAAUAAAAAUACAUUCAAAGAAAGUCAACUUUCGAAUUUUGAAGCUAAAAAUGAAAAUUCGGAUGAUCUGGUCGAAAUUUUGAAAAAAUUGCCAAUUGCUGAGGAGGUUGAAACUACAAAUAAUUUGCAAAUGCUGCCCUAUUUUUCACAGGAUGGACGAAUUUUUACGAACAACAAUUGUCAACUUUCACAAAAUAAAAUGGACUCACGAAGAUUUUGGAAUAACAAGAAAAAAAAUCAAAAUAUUCAAAAAUUAAGAAAAAUAAAUUAUCAAAAUUCAUUAAAUAAACAACAUUUAAAUUCAAAUUGGAUAAUGUGUAGAAAAUUUUCAACUUUUUCUGCGAAAUUAAAUCUCCCCCUAAAUAUUUAUGGCAACAAAAUAAAUUUCAUUCGCGAAAUAAAUCGAUUUCAAUUCAUUCGUUUUUUAACACAAGGCGGAGUAAAAGAUAAUUAUAAAAAAAAAUUUGAAGAUUAUUGCAAAAAAAUGAAAUCAAUGAAAAGUGGAAAUUCAAAUGGAUGUAAAAAGAAAAAAGAAGAAAAAUGUCCUGGAAAUAAAAUUGAAAAUGAAAAAAAAGAUCGUAGCUCAUGCACAGAUUCAAAUCGUGAACAUCCUUGUAAGAAACAAAAAGAAGAAUUAUCAGCUAAAUUGAAAGAAGAUUCGUGUAAAAAAAAUGAAGCAAAAAAAUUUGAUCCUUGUAAGAAGAAUGGCACAAAAAAUACUGAUCCUUGCAAGAAGGGGAAGAAAAUUGAUCCUUGUAAGAAAAAAGAAAAAGAAACUGAUCCUUGCAAGAAAAAGGAUCCUUGCAAAAAAGAAGAAAAAGAAGUAGAUCCUUGCAAGAAAAAAGAAAAGGAGAAUAAUUCUUGCAAAAAGGAUGAUCCUUGCAAAAAAGAUGAUCCAUGUAAAAAAGAUGAUCCUUGUAAAAAGGAUGAUCCAUGUAAAAAGGAUGAUCCAUGUAAAAAAGAUGAUCCUUGUAAAAAAGAUGAUCCUUGUAAAAAAGAUGAUCCUUGUAAAAAAGAUGAUCCUUGUAAGAAGAAAGAUCCAUGUAAGAAGGAGGAUCCUUGUAAGAAGAAAGAUUCAUGUAAAAAGGAGGAUCCUUGUAAAAAGAAAGAUCCAUGUAAAAAGGAGGAUCCUUGUAAGAAGAAAGAUCCAUGUAAAAAGGAGGAUCCUUGUGAGAAAAAAGAAGAAAAAAAUUUUGAGAAAAUGAAAGAAGAAAAAGUAGAUUCAUGUAAAGAAGAAAAAAUUGAUUCAUGCAAGAAAGAUGAAAAUGAUUCGUGUAAUAAGAAAAAACCAAAAUUAGAUGAUCCUUGUGCAGAAAAAAAUUGAUUCCUGCAAGAAGAAGAAAUGUCCUCCAAUUAAAAAAAAA
Leptopilina boulardi is the source of this 1758-nucleotide messenger RNA. Its product is annotated as axoneme-associated protein mst101(2)-like. The transcript has 5 exons. Lineage: Eukaryota; Metazoa; Arthropoda; Insecta; Hymenoptera; Figitidae. The record is from RefSeq and is a predicted model, not a curated record. The coding region runs from base 123 to 1718 and encodes 531 amino acids.